AUGUUCUACGCGACGGCAGGACAACAAACUACCCCACUACCACAACCAGCAAGCAGGAAUGCUUCUGCUCCUACCCCACAACAAUCGGGUUUCCCGUCAGAGACACUGAUGAGUCCAGACCUGAAUGAUUUCCCUGCUCUAGGAUCACAACCUACACAAUCAUCUUCCUCAAGUUACAUGACCCAAACGCAACCCUCCCAACCUAACACGUCCACCCAACAUCCUCACCUACAACAACAAAUGUUCCUCCCCCAACAAGCCAACUUGGUACCUCCGCCAGGUAUAUCUGGUCCGAUAGGACAAACUCAAAUGAACGGAGCGAUAGGACAAGCAUCUCGGGGGGAAGAUUUCCCAGCGUUAGGUGGUGCAACAGGGGCGCUGGGGCCUGUGGGCAGUGGAGGAGAAGUAAAGGAUAGGGUCUGUUUUCGUCCAAUGAAUGUCACACCUUCUUCUCCUUCUCACUCCAUGGUCAACGGUGGUAAUGGACACGCGGAAUCAAUAGCACCCUCCAAUCCCCCACCGAGGGCUGCAAACCUACCCGUGUCUGCCAGUGAACCAUUAUGGCCUCGGAAACCAUCAAGACCACAAGAACCAAUAGUUCGACCUGUCCAACAAGUGUUUCAAAGUCCCGUCGAUAAUUGGGACUUGAAGUCUAUGUUGAUGAACAUACGAGCGUAUUCGGGUCAUGGAGAUAAGGGAGAUUUGAUGUUUGGAGUAGAUCUCGGCGAUCUGGGUAUAAAUGUCGAGUCAACCGAACCAUUAUAUCCCAAUUUCGUAACUCCAUGGACAGAUCCAAGAGACAGAACCGAACCUUUCCGAGUAGAAGAAUCAUGGCAUACACCAGCCUGCUACCAUGUCACCGCCAAACCCAUCGAAACCAAACUCGGAGAAGUGGCCGACGAAACCCUCUUCUACAUCUUCUAUUCCCAACCGCAAGACGUCGUCCAACUUCAAGUCGCAUUCGAACUUUAUCACAAUCGUGGUUGGCGAUAUCACAUGGAAUUACGAUUAUGGUUCACCUCCGAACAACUCGCCGCAGUUGAUCUUCGUUCAUUGGACAAGAGUCAUUCAAAUCCCAUCCAAGGUCCUUUCACCCUUCACGAUCCGAACACUUUACGAACCACCUCGACGGAUGAGAGUUGGGUCAUCGAUGCUAACUUGCUCGAGAUCACACGUCCUGCAGCGGUGGCCAUCGAAGAGAGCUUGAAGAGGGAAGCGGCGCGGAGUCCCAACGGGAGCGUCACAAGUGGAUCGGGGAGUCUAAUGAGCAGUGUGAUGGGUGCGGGAUACGGACAAAUGCAGGUCACGCGAUAGUUGCUGAGAACUGAAGCUAUUGUUUCAGGUGGGUAGGCCAGUAGGGGAGAUAGCAUGCCAUCAUUUCCACAUGUG
Molecule: messenger RNA, 1389 nt
Organism: Tremella mesenterica DSM 1558
Lineage: Eukaryota; Fungi; Basidiomycota; Tremellomycetes; Tremellales; Tremellaceae
Exons: 4
Coding region: 1-1314 (437 amino acids)
Biological process (GO): regulation of DNA-templated transcription; nuclear-transcribed mRNA poly(A) tail shortening
Cellular component (GO): CCR4-NOT core complex; P-body
Source: RefSeq, a predicted model, not a curated record